This is a messenger RNA of Cryptosporidium ubiquitum, 822 nucleotides long. RefSeq lists its product as uncharacterized. The transcript has a single exon. Gene Ontology annotation, cellular component: cytoplasm; nucleus. Gene Ontology annotation, biological process: microtubule-based process. Lineage: Eukaryota; Apicomplexa; Conoidasida; Eucoccidiorida; Cryptosporidiidae. The record is from RefSeq and is a predicted model, not a curated record. The coding region runs from base 1 to 822 and encodes 273 amino acids.
AUGGACAAUACUGUUAAUAAAAAUACAAAUGUGGACGAUAAAAUACGAAAUAUUAAGGGAAAAGUUUUAGAAUGUAAAGAGAAGCUAUUGAAAAGCGAAUUUUGGAGUACACUAAUAGAACAUCUAGAAAGUCAAAUUAUAGAAAAUUGGGUCAAAAAAAGAGUAUGCUUCAGUCCAAGAUGCACUUUGAGGAGCGGUUGCAUUUGCCACAGUGAUAUUUUGUUCGUUAUUGGUCUAGGAAGUUUGGAGUCGAACUUCAAUUAUAAUUUUUCUUCAUUUUUCCAGCUUGCAGCAGUGGCUGCCAUAAAUGAACGCAUAAAGCUAGAGGGAAUCUACUUUUGCGACCCAGAAUUUACCCAAAUUGAUAGAGAACUUAUUUUUGAAUUAUUUAUGACAUUCGACACUCACAUUGAAGUAUUUACAGUACAUGAUUUAAGUAUACCUUUAAACACAGUUCAUUACCAAUUAAAAAAUAAAUUGUAUGGCAGGGACAGUCACAUAAAUAUAUUAUUUUUUAUGCCACACUGUGAUCGCUGUGUUUUUGGAAUGUUAAUACAUUACUUCAAUAUUGGCGAAGGAAAAGUGUUAUAUUCAGACUCAGCUCGGAUGAUUGUAUGGGGAAAUAAUUUGGAAACUUUCAAAAUAGAUUCAAACAAAAAUUUUAACAAAAGGUGUGAAUAUUGCAAAAUAUUGUUAUCUACACUUUCAAAGAUUGACUAUAAAAAGACGGAUUUUCCUGUCGAUAAUUAUAAAACCGUAUUUUACAGUUCUUUUAGUGAUCUUUCAAUUUAUAAUCUUCCACUAAAUAAUUUUAUAUAUUAA